Molecule: messenger RNA, 2148 nt
Organism: Lucilia sericata (common green bottle fly)
Lineage: Eukaryota; Metazoa; Arthropoda; Insecta; Diptera; Calliphoridae
Product: endothelin-converting enzyme homolog
Exons: 1
Coding region: 42-1910 (622 amino acids)
Biological process (GO): protein processing
Cellular component (GO): plasma membrane
Molecular function (GO): metalloendopeptidase activity
Source: RefSeq, a predicted model, not a curated record
AUUUUUAAUUUCAAUAUUUCAAGGUGCAAAAAACGACAAAUAUGAAAUCGCUUUACAUUAAGCUUAUAAUAUUAAUAAUAUUGCAACAAUUCUGCUGGCUUACACGAAGUCUUAAGGGACCUUGUGAAGAUUUCUAUGAAUAUGCCUGCAGCAACUAUAGUCGUGAAAAUCCAGAUGAAAAUUACAAGGAAAUAACACAAAAAUUAGAUUAUGAAAUGAAUAAAAAGCUGCUGGAAUAUAUAAGCAAGCAGACCUAUAUACCUGGUAAACAAACAUUUUGUGAUAAAAUGCUAUUGUACUGGGAAUCGUGUAAGAGUGAAACGCAAAGAGAUUUAAAGAAAUAUUUUGAGGACAUCAGACCGGGUGGCCAAUUAAGUUGGCCUUUAUUAGCGGAUACGAAACGCUGGUUGGAAGCAAAUGAAACUUUUGAUUUUUGGUCAUUGUUGGGCAAUAUGCAGUCAUAUGGUUUAAAUAAUGUUCUAUUAAAGCAAGAAAUUGAAAGAAAUAGGGAAGGUAUGUUACAUAUCUGGCUGGCACCUGCUAUAGCAGAUGAUGAAGAGGGCACCUUACCCGAUAACAAAGUAUUGGAGGUGUUGUUGAAAACUUUAGGCAUAGAGCACACCGAGCUGAUAAUACAGCAAUUAUAUAAUGUGGAUUUAAAAUUAAAAAAUAUGAGCGCUAGAUAUGAUUCUAGUGCAAAUCAUAUAAGAAAUAUAAGUUGGACAGAUAUAGAUAUAUUACAUCCACUGUUUAAUGUAAAAUUAUAUCUGGAAAAUUUGUUGGGUAGCGAGAUCAACAAUAUUUCAGUUAUUACCAUAGAAAAUCCAGAAUAUAUAAUAUAUUUUAAUCGUAAAUACUGGUCACCUAAAGAGCUGAAAGAUUUGUGCAAUUAUUUAAUGUUAAAAUUUCUCUACUAUUUGGCCAAGGAUAGCACCACAGCAUUUACACCCAUUGCCUGUAUAAAGGAUUUAAGAAGAAAAUUUGAUUUAGCAGUAAAUUUCUCUUAUUAUCAUAACUUCUUUCAGAAAGAAGAAACAAAAUUUAUAAAAGCUCUUGCUAAGCUAAAUCGACAAAUUAAAGCUACCAUGUUAAAGUAUUUUGAAAAGAAUUUCUUAAAACUCAACUGUGAACAAAUCAUUUUUUUGGAGACCAAAUUAAAUGAAAUUAAAAUAAUUAUAGGUAAUUUACCAGCUGAUAAAAGUUUUUAUGCGGUAGAAAACUUUUAUAAGGAUAUAUCGCCUUUAUCUAAAGAAAACUAUUUUAAAAAUCAUUUGUUGCUGUUAAAACAUCGUUUCAGGAAUUCGUUGCUAUAUAAACAAAAUCAAACACACUUUAUAGUCAGCGACAAUCAUAUGGGUGCUGUGUCCUCACCGUUUUAUGUGCCCCAACAGAAUAUGGUGGUUAUACCAUUUGGCAGUUUACAACUUCCUUUAUACCAUUACAAUCAAACUCCCCUAGAACAAUUGUCUCUAUUGGGUUUUGUUCUGGCUCAUGAACUAACCCAUGCUUUCGAUACCACUGGUCUAAAUUUUGAUCAAUAUGGUUUGCCUUUAGAUCCACCUUCAGACAUAAUGUAUCAUAAAAAUUUUACAAAAGCUCUUAAAUGCAUGCAAGCACAAAAUUUCACCGAAUCCAUAGAUGAACGUAUUGCCGAUCUAUUUGCUGCACGUGUGGUUUAUCGUAUCUAUUACGAAAAUUAUUCGCAUGAUAAAAACCCACAUUGGAGAAAACGCUUCUUUAUGAAUAUGGCUCAGUUUUUCUGUGGCAAAGAUAAUAUACAGUUUAUAGAUCAUGAUUCUGAUGCCCAGCGUUUGCAGGAAAUUGUAAAGAAUAUUCGACCAUUUGCAAAAGCAUAUAAUUGUUCAGAGACAAGUCUCAUGUAUACGAAACCGAAAUGUCGUCUUUAUUAGAAAAAUUUACCAAAGUAAAUGUUUCAUAUGGGAAAGCCAUAGAAGCAAAUGUUGUAAACUCCACUCUUUUAAAAUAUAUAUUUCCGAAAUUACUUAUGGUUUAAGAUGGAUUAACUGAGUACUUCAGACCAUAGAUUUCGGCAGCUAAAUUCGUAGUGGAAUUGAUAAUUUAUUUAUAAAAUAAAAUGGACAUUUCUAUCUAAGAAUAUGUAAUAAGUUAACUUAAAAUAAAAUGUCU